Messenger RNA from Cajanus cajan (pigeon pea), 1654 nucleotides. RefSeq names its product scarecrow-like protein 18. The record is from RefSeq and is a predicted model, not a curated record. Lineage: Eukaryota; Viridiplantae; Streptophyta; Magnoliopsida; Fabales; Fabaceae.
AAGGAGAACACGGCUUCUCUGCUAUACUGAGAGGGAUGAAUACUCUUCCCACUACUGAAGAGCAAAACCAGCAACACCACCAAAAUGAUUUCAACUUUGAUCACUUCAUGUUAGAGGAUUUCAGCUUUGAACCUGUUCCACAACCAAAGCAGCCUCUUCAAGAAACUAAGGAACCAAAGAAUAAACAAGUGCUGCCAUCUUCUCUAGCAUCAUUGGAGCUACUGAGCCAUUAUGGAAGCAGGUUCAAGAGGGUGGAGAAGCAAAACAUCAGCCAUAGUGUUGAAACUUGUGUGAGUACUCCUCAAAAGUUGUCAACCGAAGAAAUAAUAAGAUUGGCUGGAGCAAGGUAUAUCCAGCACUCUACACAAUGGCAUGAUGAUGUUUGCAUGCCCAUGCACCCUUAUGGAUUUGGCUUCGGGAUUUUAUCUGAGGAAGAAAAUAGGGACGUGGAACUUGCUCAGUUUCUUCUUGCAGCUGCUGAGAGGGUAGGGUGCCAACAAUUUGAACGUGCCAGUGUGUUACUCUUCCAUCUUCAGUGGAACCCUUCAGGCGGUGGUGGAAGCCCCGUUCAGAGAGUUGUUUUUCAUUUCGCUCAAGCACUUCUAGAAAGGAUCAAAAGAGAAACGGGAGGAGGAAAGGUGGCAGUGAACAAGUCCGAGAACAAUAACGAGGAAAGGGAAUUGAUUGGGAAUUUAAUAUCGGAUACCAAAAAGGCUGUUAUAUGCCAUCAAAAAAUUCCUUUCAAUCAAGUAAUGCAGUUUGCUGGGGUACAAGCUAUAGUGGAACAGGUUGCAUUUCAAACCAAAAUUCAUCUCAUAAACCUUGAUAUUGGAUGUGGGGUGGAAUGCACGACUUUGAUGCAAGCACUGGCUGAGAGGAAUGAAAGGCAAGUUGAGCUUCUUAAGAUAACUGCCAUUGGACUCAAAGGAAAGACCGAACUAGAAAAGACAGGGAAAAGGUUAGUGAAUUUUGCUGAAUCCUUAAACUUGCCCUUUUUAUAUAAGGUAGUUUAUGUUACAAACAUCAUAGAGAUUAAGGUAGAGCAAUUUGAUAUUGAAGAUAAUGAAGCCGUAGCUGUGUAUUGUCCAAUCAUACUGAGGACUAUGGUGUCGGAUUCUGAUUCCUUGGAACACUUGAUGCGGGUGAUCAGAAAAAUCAGACCAACUAUAAUGAUUGUUCUUGAGUUGGAAGCAAACCAUAACUCACCCUCCUUUGUGAAUCGCUUCAUUGAAGCGUUGUUCUUCUAUGCGGCGUUUUUUGACUGCAUUGAGACCUGCAUGAAGGAGGAUUAUGAGUGCAGAGUGACAAUAGAGGGGAUAUUAUCUGAAGGGAUACGAAGCAUUGUUGCUAUGGAAGAUGGAGAAAGGAAGGUUAGGAAUGUGAAGAUAGAUGUUUGGAGAAGGUUCUUUGCGAGGUAUAGAAUGGUGGAGACCACAUUUAGUGAGUCAUCUUUGUACCAAGCUAACUUGGUAGCCAAAAGGUUUGCGUGUGGGGAUUUUUGUACUGUGGGAAAAAACGGGAAGUGUCUAAUAGUUGGAUGGAAGGGGACCCCAAUUCAUUCAAUCUCAGCUUGGAAGUUUCUUUGAUGAGAAAAUUUAUUCAAUUGUAAUUUAUUUCCUUAAGAAUCUCUUUCUUGGCUUCUUUGAUCCAUGUA